This is a messenger RNA of Klebsormidium nitens, 723 nucleotides long. Lineage: Eukaryota; Viridiplantae; Streptophyta; Klebsormidiophyceae; Klebsormidiales; Klebsormidiaceae. The record is from the annotation of a GenBank genome assembly.
AUGCGCGUGCUGAGCAUUGACGUUGGUUACAAGAACCUGGCCCUGUGUCUCUUGGAAGACGGGCGGAUCGUCGACUGGGAGGUGAUCGACGCAGUGAAAGAGGACAAUGGGCGAACGACCUUGCCCAAGAAAGGAAACGACCCCGCCAUCAUCGGUAUGAUCACGAGGAGCCUCUGGAGCCGACGCGAAACCUUGCUCUCUGCAGACGUUGUGGUUAUUGAGAAGCAGCCCCCAAGAGCCCGGGUCAUGCGGGUGCUGGAAGGUGCGAUCCAGGCUUUCUUUCACACUUGCAUGCUGGCGGAAGCAACAUGCAAGGUGAAGGCGAUCGACUCGUUCAGCGCCAGAGACAAGUUCAAGGAGUAUGAACAGCGGUUGCAACUCAAGGGGAGGAAGCAAUACGCGGCUCGGAAGAAAGCAGCGGUUCAGCUCUGCAGGGAAUACCUCGAGAAGUCUGGGCAAGCUUCGGAGCGGUUUGACCAAGCCUGUGCCGUUUCCACCGUGCGCAGAGGCGGGAUCACCGGACGGGGCGUGGCGCUGGCGGGCGGGUCUGGCUCUGCAGCGACUAUCUUGCUGAAUCGGUUGAUCAGUUGCCGCCCCGGUUCCAUCCUCGGCGAGGGUCCAGCAUUCAAGGCCCUCCUGCUGGCUGCUCGGAUGUGCUCCAUUUACUGUAUUGUGGCUCUAAUUAUUACCAUUUGCACGCAAUGUGUCGCCUCCAUGACGUAA